This is a messenger RNA of Chlorocebus sabaeus (green monkey), 173 nucleotides long. RefSeq names its product large ribosomal subunit protein eL39-like. The record is from RefSeq and is a predicted model, not a curated record. Gene Ontology annotation, molecular function: structural constituent of ribosome. NCBI's taxonomy places the organism in Eukaryota, Metazoa, Chordata, Mammalia, Primates, Cercopithecidae. Gene Ontology annotation, cellular component: cytosolic large ribosomal subunit; ribosome. Gene Ontology annotation, biological process: translation.
CGCGCCCGGCCCUCGCCAUGUCUUCUCACAAGACCUUCAGGAUUAAGCCAUUCCUGGCUAAGAAACAAAAGCAAAAUCGUUCCAUUCCCCAGUGGAUUCAGAUGAAAACUGGUAAUAAAAUAAGGUACAACUCCAAAAGGAGACAUUGGAGAAGAACCAAGCUGGGUCUAUAA